Molecule: messenger RNA, 4206 nt
Organism: Triplophysa dalaica
Lineage: Eukaryota; Metazoa; Chordata; Actinopteri; Cypriniformes; Nemacheilidae
Gene: arhgap45b
Product: Rho GTPase activating protein 45b
Exons: 23
Coding region: 399-3887 (1162 amino acids)
Biological process (GO): activation of GTPase activity; signal transduction
Cellular component (GO): membrane
Molecular function (GO): GTPase activator activity
Source: RefSeq, a predicted model, not a curated record
CUGCCAAUCAACUUGAUUGACAUUUCGGUCUCGCGCCGAGUUGUUUACGCGUCGGUUUAGUGGUGGCUGGAAUAUUUCCUUUAUUUGUGUGUGUUUAGUCCGACUUUAAGUUUAUAAUAUGGACCGUUAUGUUGUCUAAAGACUUCACUUCCUUGGUGAGAUGUGGCGCAAUAUGCUUCAAGAAGAUGCGUUCCUUUAACUCCGAGGAUCGCCGUAACCUUAAUUGUUUGAAAUCUUAAAUGUACUGUUAUAUAUUAAUUCAAUUUUAAUUUGGGUCUCGAUUUGCAUUGAAUGUGGUCAUUUUAUUUUCGUUUAAUGGCAUAUAUUGCAUUUAAAGGCACUUGAAGUGCCCCAGAUGACGGAGCUUAGCCGACUUUAGUUUUAAAAGUAGACUGAAAAUGUUGAAGCGAGGAGCAGGUGGCAAAAGCUACAGCCCGUACGCGACGAGUCAGAGAGUUAAGAAAACGAACAGCAAAAGUAAAUUGGACGUCUUGCCAAAUAGACCAAACGUUUGGCUUAAACAGCUCUCCGCUCUGCAGGAGCAGCCACGAAAAGAUGUGGUCGACGGCGCUCCUCCUCACACCUCUGCGAGUUGUUCUACCUCUGUCUUGGAGGUCCCAAGUUCCUGUCCGGGGACCCCUUCGAACCCGCACACUAAGCAGGUGGGCUGCCCGUCCCCGAUGGGAACGCUGAAGCGUCCCACUUCCCUGAGCCGCAAUCCCAGCGCGGCCGGCUUUCCGAUCCAGUCUUGGGUCUUCAGCAAGGGCGCGGGAAAGUCGGUCAUUGCCCACAGUCCCUCGCCGGAGACACCGGAGACCACUGUUUCAAUUGAGGUUGAGGACAUUCCCUCUUUGCUCCGAAUAGUGGAACGAUUCGCCAAAGCGGUGGAGAAACUGAAAGAUGUUGUGCUCGAAGAUAAACAGGAGAACCGUCGGCCAUUGGCUCAUGAAUGUUUAGGGGAGGUUUUGCGUAUCCUGCGACAUGUCAUCAGUAUGUACCCCCUAUUGAACACAGUGGAGACGCUCACCGCUGCUGGCAAACUCAUUUCACAAGUCAAAGGCUUUCACUAUGAAGUGUGCAACGAACAAGAGAAGAAAGAUUUUGAGAAGGCCAUCGAGACUAUCGCUGUAGCUUUUAGCAGCAAUGUGUCAGAAUUGCUGAUGGGAGAAGUAGACAGCAGCACGCUGUUGUCAGUGAUGCCCACCGAGAAAAGCAGGUCUAUGGAGAACCUCUCUGGACAUGACUGUACGUACACCCGUAGUGACACCUCUGAACUGGUAAUAAGUGGAGAAGAGGUGGACAUCAUACUUCAGCGCAGUGAAGGAGGCGUCGACUCGGCUCUGAUGUACGCCAAGACCAUCGCCAAAUACAUGAAGGACCUGAUCGGCUACGUUGAGAAAAAGCUGGCACUGGAGCUGGAGUUCUCCAAGGGUCUCCAAAGGAUCUAUCAGUCAUGUAAACAGAACAUCACACAGCCCGACAUGCCCUUCUUCUCCAUCUACUCUCUGGCUCUGGAGCAGGACCAGGAGCAGAGCGCUGGGAUGCACCAGGCAGCUGCCACCCUGCAGAAUCAGACCUUCAUCAUGCCUCUGCUGCUGCGCAAACAGGAGCAUGAGAAGAAACGCAAGGAGAUCAAGGAGCAUUGGUUAAAAUCAAAGAGAAAACUGAUGGAGUGUGAUGCUAACCUACGCCGAGCUAAACAGGUCUUCAUGGCACGUUGUGAGGAAUAUGACAAGGCGAGAACAGCGGCUAACAGGGCUGAAGAGGAAGGUGGAAGCUCUGCCACUAAAACUGUAGACAAGAAGAAACGACUAGAGGAGGAGGCUCGUAACAAGGCGGAAGAGGCAGAGGCCACAUACCGAACCUGCAUUGCAGACGCGAGCACACAACACCAGGAGCUGGAGCACAUGAAGGUCACGGUUCUGCGGCAGAUCCAAGAGGUCAUUAAACAGACUGACCAGACCAUUCGCUCGGCCACCAUCUCAUACUACCAGAUCAUGCACAUGCAGACGGUAGCUCUGCCCGUUCACUAUCAGACUCUGUGUGAGAGCAGUAAGCUCUACGAUCCCGGACAACAGUACGCCACGCACGUCAAAGAUCUCCAGAUGAGCGAGGAGCCUGAAACCCAUUAUGAGUUUGAGCAUUAUUCAGCCUCCAUCAUCCAGCCAUCGGCCAGACCCCGUACUGACAGCGGCAAUGCUGAUGUUCCACACGCUGGAGGAGAGUCGGGAGAUACGAGCUGCUCGCAGAAAGAGGAACAGAAGAAGGCUCGAGGUCACAUGACCCACAAAUCCUGGGGCUCGACAGUUAGUGACACAGACAGUGUGGGUGGAGGAAGUGGUCUUGGAUCUCCUACUAUCAGCACAGGUGACAUUAGCAAAAUAGUUCGGACGGCAUCUACAGGAACCAUGUCAUCCAAUGAGGACCUGGAUGAGAGAGACACACAUAUUGCUUCCUUCGAAACUUCAAAUAUAAACGGUAUAGAACCCGAGAUAGCGGUGCCAACCGGGCCUUUCCGGAACGUGGGGUUGUCGAAAGCUGCUCAGACGCACAAACUGCGUAAACUUCGCUCCCCGUCCAAAUGCAGAGAAUGUGACAGCUACGUUUAUUUCCAGGGUGCGGAGUGCGAGGAGUGUUUCUUGGCCUGCCAUAAGCGCUGCUUGGAGACAUUGGCGAUCCAAUGCGGUCACAAGAAACUCCAGGGCCGCCUGCAGCUGUUCGGGCAGGAUUUCUCCCAAGUGUCCAACAACAGCCCUGACAGCAUUCCCUUCAUUAUCAAAAAAUGUAUCGGUGAGAUCGAGCGGCGAGCGUUGAGAAUGAAGGGCAUUUAUCGAGUGAACGGAGUGAAAACACGUGUGGAAAAGCUGUGCCAGGCGUUUGAGAACGGCAAAGAUCUGGUGGAGCUGUCGCAGUGCUCGCCACAUGACAUCAGCAACGUGCUGAAGCUUUACCUGCGCCAGCUUCCUGAGCCCAUCAUGGCCUUCCGCCUAUACAAUAGUCUGAUGGGUCUGGCGAAGGAAAGCCUGGCAGUCGUGGGUCCAGAAGGCGCAGAAGCCGGUAAAGGACCCGACCUGCUGGACCUCGGCCCUGAGACGGACCCUGAACUUCUUGCACUGGUUGACAGGUUAAAAAAUCUACUUCAAGAGCUGCCCAAAGCAAACACCGCCACCCUCCGCUACAUAGCACGACACUUGAGAAGGAUAGCGGAGCUUGAAGACGACAAUAAAAUGAGCCCCAGUAACCUGGGUAUCGUGUUCGGCCCCUCGCUGAUGCGUCCAAGACCGUCCGGAGCCACAGUCUCUCUGUCCUCACUGGUGGAUUACCCAUACCAGGCUCGCAUAGUGGAGACCCUCAUUGUGUUUUAUCCCUCCAUCUUCCAUUCCGAUUCCGGACGGCCCGUGAUCACCAGCACAACCCGCUCGCAAUCUCUACAGCAGGAAAGCAGUCUUGAUGUAGAGGAACCCUGUUUGAAUGAUGCUGAAGAUCAAGAGGUCGUGGAUGAACAAAGCAAUGCAGAAGCAGACAAAAUGGAGGGUCAGGACGUCUCUAGUGAAACCCCAGGCACUUUGGAACACAGUCUGGACUCCGAUUCCGACCCAGAUGAGGAGUCUAGGAGGUGUGAACUGCAACCUCCCAGCCCUACUGACCCAUCGCAUGACAUCAUAACCCAAGAGCCCUCGAGCCCACCCGUCCUCCUGGUAACCCUGCAAUGCCCCUCUGGUGCAGACAACAACCCCCCUGCCCUCCCUGAGACCGAACCUCCAGAAUUAGAUGAACCAGAACUACCAACAACCUCGAUGGCAGAGUUAAACAUCAAUCAGUGUAACAAUACUACCAAAACACUCUCGAGUUUACAUUCAGGUACAGCAAAGCGAAUGGGGUAUUAACAUACAUAUAGGUUAGGAGAUGAAGAGCCAGGGUUUUUUAUAAUCUUUAAGUAUUGACAUUAUUUUUUGAUAUUUAAAAUAUUUUAGCAUGAAAAAUGCCCUGCAUCAAACAGUCAGGUAAAUCUUUGUUUUUUUAUUUUCUGGGAUUUUUAACAUUUUUAGCUUUGUUUUUAUAAACAAAUAAAAAUAGUUUUGACUUGUAUGCUGUAUAAUGUGAUUAUAUACAUAUGUAUAACAGUGUUAUGUUGAAUUAUCUCUUGUCGCAUAGUUUUACAUGUUUGUCCUUUAAUAAUAAUAAAGAAAUUGAAAUUCCAUAAAA